Messenger RNA from Anastrepha obliqua, 4960 nucleotides. RefSeq names its product hypoxia-inducible factor prolyl hydroxylase (gene Hph). Gene Ontology annotation, molecular function: peptidyl-proline 4-dioxygenase activity; L-ascorbic acid binding; ferrous iron binding. The coding region runs from base 1087 to 2904 and encodes 605 amino acids. Lineage: Eukaryota; Metazoa; Arthropoda; Insecta; Diptera; Tephritidae. Gene Ontology annotation, biological process: peptidyl-proline hydroxylation to 4-hydroxy-L-proline; cellular response to hypoxia. The transcript is spliced from 6 exons. The record is from RefSeq and is a predicted model, not a curated record. Gene Ontology annotation, cellular component: nucleus; cytoplasm.
GCAUGUCAGAUUUACACAAAAGUUUUGUGAAAGUGAAUUGUAAACUUUUAGUAGAUUAAUUUCGUAAUAUAAUUGUGUUUUCGUAGAAAGAUUUCUUAGCACUUGUGAUAUUUUAUUUGUUAGAGUGUAGUAAGAUCGCGAGAUAAUUAAAGUUUUCAAAAAUCCCACAAACUGCGUAAAACUUAAUGAGGACGCUUAAAAUAGAACGCCAGCAACUACAAAGGAGCAGCGCAGAGAGUAGAAGAAAACAAUCAUUGAGAAAACAAAAGAAUUGGUCCACAAAUAGUAACAGCGUAUAAAACUGGUAGUAUGCACUAAUGGAAACGCAAAUAUGAAUAAAAAAUUUAUGUAUUACAAAUAGUGCCUGUAAUAGUACCGUAGGGAUGCUAAUCAAAGCAGUACUACUACAUUUAGCAACAGCAAUUACAAUAGAGACGAAGUCAAAAAAGAGAAGUAGUUAACAAGCUAAAUAUCAGUGUAUGAUUAUCGGUUGUGCCUACGUGAUUUUACCACCAAAAUUAUAAAUGUAUGAGGGGGAAAGAGUGCUUCACUAAUCACCACAACAACGGAAGAACUUACAAAGCGCACGAGGCUGUGGGUGAUACAUAGAGAAAAGUGUUCGUUGAACGACUCGUACUUGCUUGUGCCUAAGAGGGAAUGUGUAGUCUACCCCUCUCCGUCCGCAUGCAAAGCCGUCUCGUCCACCGAAAAACAGAUAUCCAAACAGCUGCAGUUACUUUGCGAAACCAAACAUCGUUGUAACAACAAAUACAAUUAUAAUAAAUAGUUCAUUAUAAUUGCAUAUCAAUACGAGCCAACACCAAAAGGAGCUGUGAUAGUAGCGCAAGAUAAUGUAGAAGCAGUGCACAACGUCAACGACAAAAUACAAAGCGUAAGCUAAAAGGCAUAUCCAAAACUGAAAGAAAGGUUCCUUUCAAGGUUAAAUCGAAAGCAUUUACCCGUUGGAGGUCAUUAAUGUAAAGAAAGAAAAUAUUUUGAAACUAAAGACAGAUUAACUAAAAGAAAAACAGUUUAACUCAUAGUAAUAAAGUGAAAGCGUUGAGGACAUAAUUAUUAGGUAAGAAAAUGGAAAAAUUUCCACAGUGUGCCAUUUGCGGUACAACGCAGCAACUGUUGCGUUGCGCCAAGUGUAAGACGAUAUUUUAUUGUUCAAUCGCUCAUCAACACAUGGACUGGCCAACACAUAAACAGUCUUGCCGUAUGUUGGCUAAACAAAAGAACAAUAAUCGUAUUCAACAUCUGCAACAGGCGGUUGCAGCUACUACGCUCAACACGCCAACGUUGCCCAACAUGAGCGGCGAUAUCGACGCUGGAAACUAUCGCUGGUCCACGACCAUGAACGGUGUAGGCAUUAUAGGUUUUGGGCUAAUAGACGGCAGCGAAAGUGCUGAAGUAGAUCCUAGCAUAUUAACUGCAGUGCCACCAAUGGCUGUGAUGGGUGGCAACAGAAAUGAAAGUGGAAGCGUCAAUGAUUCAUCAAAUAUCAGCGCAAAUGACGGCUAUGAAGCUAUUUAUAAACAAAUCUCCGAUACUGGUGGUACAGUGACAAGCACAAGUGUAAUUCACAAUAUGAGUGCAGCCACUACCUCAUGUAUGCAACCUCAAUAUCAUCAUGUGGAUCAGCGUCUACUCUCGCCUCAAUAUCACCAACAGCAACAACAAUUGAGGCAAAAACAGCUUCAGCUCCAGCACAUGACUCCCACGCAAGCAGCAUAUUCGCCAACAUCAAACCUUAGCAAUCACAAUGCGCAUCACCAGUAUGAAAAAAGCUUCAGUUGCCAAAUUGGCAGUGGUGGGGGUGUGGAUGAAAAUGCUUUUGGAAAUGCUAAUGAACGCCGCUAUGAUGAAUUAUGUCGGAAUAUUAUAAAAGACAUGAACGAGUAUGGCUUGUCGGUGGUCGAUGACUUUUUAGGCGUCGAGAAAGGUCUUCAUAUUCUGAAUGAAGUGCAUCACAUGUAUGCAGCUGGCGUCUUCAAAGAUGGCCAAUUGGUGAAUAAUUUGCGUGAGGAAGAACUGCGCACGAUACGUGGCGAUAAGAUAACUUGGGUUAAGGGUCAAGAGCCAGGCUGUGAAAAUGUUGGAUACUUGAUAAAUCAGAUUGACGCGGUCAUUUGCAGGGCGAACGUAAUGAAAAACAAUGGUCUAUUGGGCAAUUAUAAUAUUAAAGAGAGAACAAAGGCUAUGGUGGCUUGCUACCCGGGUUCCGGCUCACAUUAUGUGGUGCAUGUCGAUAAUCCAAACAAAGAUGGUCGUGUAAUAACGGCCAUUUACUAUUUGAAUGUCAAUUGGGAUACGGCGCGCAGUGGUGGCGUGUUACGAAUUUUCCCUUCGCCUUUCAGAAUUUUCCCAGAGCACGGUAAUACAAUCGCUGAUAUCGAUCCAAAAUUCGAUCGGCUGAUCUUCUUCUGGUCCGAUAGACGUAAUCCUCACGAAGUACAACCCUCACAUCGCACCCGCUACGCCAUUACUGUAUGGUAUUUCGAUGCAGACGAGCGCGAAGAAGCGCUGAAUCGUAUUAAAAAUAACAAAAACAAUGCAAAAAUACCAGCAAAUACAACAUCAAAAAAUGCAAAUUCAACAACUAGGGCGACGGCGCCUACGAAUAUGCACGGCAAUUCAAACAACACGAAUACAAAUACCCAAUCACAUACAACAAAUACUACAUCGGCGCACUCCGUAACGACGACGACAACUUCGUCAUCUCUGACGGCCAUAAAUACGAACAUACCUGCAAAUGCGAAUUCGAAUGCGAUCAUCAACAAUAGUAAACGUGCGAGUAUAAAGAACUCAACGGCAGCUAUCACCGAACACACAAACAGUAGUAAUACGACGAAUAUUAGCAAUAAUGCAGCGCUGGCGAAUUCGAGUGAAAUUUGCACGUAACACCAUAACCAGCUGCUAUUGAUGUUGUUAUAAAAGCCUGGACUGACUGGCUGUGUAGUAUGCGAGUAUAAGUGCUUUUGGCGCGGUUGUUGGCUGUCGAUCUGGCUAUCAUGCAAUAAGUGCUGUUGGUUGGAUGCAAAAUACAAAUGAUAAAUAUGUGUUUUUGAAUAACUCCAAGAUUGCAAAAAAUAUUUGGUUAGUGGCCGUUCGGUAGCGGUGAUUAAGAUGUGUAUUUUCAUUUAAUUCAUUGUAAAUAUGAUUCAUUACAAUUAAGCUGACUUCCUUAAAACAACUUCAGCGAAGAGUUGACGAGAGUUGUCUGCAAUAAAUUUAUUUCAUUUUAUACAAAUAUCAACGCUAAUUAUGCAAAUGUGCUAAAAUAGAUAUGAGCUAAAAAAUGUCGAUAUCAAAAGAGUCAUAACUACAUAUAAUCAAACAUACAUAUAUUACAUUACAUGUUUAUGUACCUACAUAAUGCUUAUUUAGUGAUAAUUUUUUAUGAUUUUCUUAGGAGUUGUUUAAAUUGGAGAGCCUUAUUUUCAAAACCAAUUGAAUAAAUUCCUUGAAAAUGUAAUUUAAUUUAAAAAAAUAUAUUUUUUAAGUAUAUGGGUAAUUCCUGAAAUGUGGCAACAAAGCGCAAAAAAUUAAAAUUGUAUGUAGGCUAAAUUUUUUGAGAGCCAACAGAUAGGUGAACUUCCAUCUAUCUUGUGCCAAAAAGCGAAAUAGAAACGAAUGUUUGAGUUGAGUAGUUAUAAUUUCCGAAAUUAAAAAGAUGGAAAAUUUACCUGCAUAAAUCCCUAGAAUGAAGUCAGUUCUGUAUGGUUUACAACUAAUGUAAUUUCAAAGAACGCCAGUAAAGGUAUGAAGUGAAUACAAAAGUAUGUACUUUGUUUUUUCAAAUGGUAUUUUCAUUCAAACGUGGGGUAUUUCUUUUCUUCAUUUUCCACAUCGUGCUGAAAACAGUUGAUUUCCAUUUCACAGCACUGAAAUAAGCAGCUCACUUAUUUAAAAAAAAUCCAAUAAAUUCAUGUUUUCUAUUUUACUUAAUCAUCACACACCCACACUCACACACACAUGCAUAUGAAGCUAUUGUGCAUUGCGUAUGUAACUUAAGUGCUGACGUGCGUAAUGGCAGGCAAGCAAAAGUAAUAAAUAGCAGGUAGCUAGGAAAAAUUAGCAACAACAAAACUGUAUGUAAUAAGAAAAAUUAAUGCUUAAAAAUAAAGAGCAUACAUAUGUUUUGUACACUAACAUGCAAAAAACAGCCGCCCUCUUGUUUCAACGUAAAUUUCUAACUUCGAGCACUUUUUAUUAAUUGGAAAAUCCCCUAUGUAACGGAAUAUAUGUAAGGUGUUUCUAAAUGAUUUUUAGUUCUGCUGCCUAUUCAUUAGUAUUUUCUGAAGUAUUUCUAGUCCCAUAUAAUAUUGAAAAAAAAAAAUAAUAUAGGUCACGUAAAAUCUGCAAUAUAGAUUAGAAUUUCAACUUGAAGCUAAAUAAAAGAAAAAAAAAUAGUACAAAAGUCAGUGAAAAUCCAGCAAAAGCUUAGUUAAAAAUUACUAUAUAUAUGUAUAUUAUUUUAAUGCCUCUACACUAUGAAGGGACAAAAAAGGAUGGCUUCGAAAUUUUCAAUAGUAUCGAAAUGUGAAAGUCACAACUUUUGUUUGAGCUAACGUGCGCCUGUUUUCUACAUAUGCAUGUAUAUGAGUAUAUGUGUGCGUGGGCCGAGAAUAUGUUGUAAACGAUAAAGUGAAGUUAACAGAGGUGGACUUUUAUCUUCAACAUCCGUAUGUAAUUAUUUUUAUUAUUAUAAACCUACAUUUACAAUUAAGAGUACUUGCAUAAAUACAUAAAUAUUUAGUCUACUAAACUUAGUUACCUUGUAUUAUUGUAUAAUGAUUAAAUAUGUUAAGUGCAUGCAUACGUAAGUAUAUGAAAGAAAGCCUGUAAAAAGCGAAAAAGUUCUGUAAAAAUGUAUGUAAAAAAUCGACCAAAUUGAUCUGCUAAAAUGCUAAAAUAUAUAGUGUAUAAAUAACUUAUUAUUUAAAUGAAAGCAAAA